Mizuhopecten yessoensis (Yesso scallop) is the source of this 2491-nucleotide messenger RNA. Its product is annotated as leucine zipper putative tumor suppressor 2 homolog. NCBI's taxonomy places the organism in Eukaryota, Metazoa, Mollusca, Bivalvia, Pectinida, Pectinidae. Bases 21 to 2156 code for a protein of 711 amino acids. The record is from RefSeq and is a predicted model, not a curated record. The transcript has 3 exons.
AUGUGCCAAUCUACCUAGUUAUGCAAAGGAGUAGCGCUAUUGAUCACAGGAUCCGAAGACGGUGGAUGCAUGUCAGACAUGGUGUAACAGACAUGGCUAGUCGCACUAACUCCACGUCAGACCUGGUGUUCACGGAUGGAGAAAUGUCACCACGGUUACAGCAACUCUACUCUCCAAUGUCAAACUUCUCCAUGCAGUCGCAGGAAAUACUCAAUUCUGUUUUCGACUCCGAAUACACGACUCCCAGCAAUCAGUACGAUGACUAUUCACACAUUCAGUAUACUCCUAACCGGAAGUUAUCUGCCCCUGUUGCCCCAGACCCCCCACUGAGGACUUCUAGUGUAUCAUCAUUUAUGUCGGAUUAUUCACAUAGGUCCUACACAUCAGGCCAUGGCAAUGGGCAUGGUAGUCAUGGCAACAAUGGACAUGGUAACAGUCGCGGUAUAAGACAUGGCAAUGGACAUGGCAAUAGUGGCGGGGUCACACAGUACUACAAGGGACAAAGCAAUCAACAGAAUCAGCAUCUACACCCACCCUCCCGACGGAAAACAUGGACACCUUCCGGAUUAAAAAUCGGCAUGACAGGAAACCUUAGUAAUAGUAACAGCACAAGCAAUGUCAGAAACUGUCAUAGCAAUGAUCUCCUGGAGAAUAACUAUGAUAGCGUUAUUAAUGGCCAUGUCAGAGGUCAAGGAGAUGACACGGAGAUAGCGCCACCCAGAUUGGCCCCAGUCAGUGGCAUGCUUCCCAGGUCACCAGCCCGUGGAAUUAUCAAGCCAAUCGCCUUCAAGCCUGUUGUUGUGAACCAUAAUUACGUCAAUACUCGCCGAAUGGUGGACAACAGGAAGUAUUCUCUUCAGGAUGAUGGGUACGGGUCGCAGGAUUAUCCAAUGACCAAUCAGCGGAAUGCUGCUAACAUGUCGCAUGGGUCGCUUCACACCGAGAGUGACCGAUCAGCCAGCUUCUCAAGUGAUGGUCAUAGCAAACAGUUCAGUCCGGAUCGGCCAGAGUCCAUCCGCUCAUUUCAGAUGGACAGUGACCAUUCGACAAGCUUUUCAAGUGAUGGACAAAGUCAGAAACAGUAUACACCAGAACGGUCCGAGUCCAUACCGUCAUCAAAUAUGAGUCGUGUUUCUGUAAAUCGUUUGGAAGGCUACGUACAGACACCUUCUCCAAGUGAUAGUGGGGUAGGAGAAUUAGAGGCCAUGCUGAAGGAAAAGGAUGCCGAAAUUAAUACAUUACGAGAUGUAAUGGAGAAAAACGAGAAAGCCAUAUUUCAAGUUUAUGAGGAAAAGAAAAAAUCUUGGUCUCAUGAUAUGAAACAAGUCAAAGAUGAAUAUGAUCAAAAACUAAAAACACAGCAAAGAAAGUCGUACAAAACAGAGCAGGUUCUGUCACUGCAGGUUUACAAGUUACAGCAGGAAAAGAAAACCAUGAAAGAGGAAUGUGAUCGAAUCAAAGCCGAAAAGGAAGAGCUGAAGGCAAAAGUACAGUCAUAUUCACAGGAAACUGAGAGACUUCAAUUAGAAAUCGCAAACAUUUCAUCACAUAAUAAAUCAAUUUCGGAUGAAAGUGUAGGUGACUUACACCUUACGAUGGACAGCCUGAACGACAGUCUUGCGCUUAAAACUGAGGAGGUUGUUCAACUACGCAAAGAGUUGGAGGACAAGCAACAGGAACUCUCGGAAAAGGAUGAGGAAAUCGGCGAAAAAUUUAGAGAAAUUGUUGCAAGAACUGAUGAGGUUCAGUCUUUAAAAGAAAAUUUGCGAAGAGUUUCGAUAGAAUCUUCAAUGGAAACUGAUAUGUCUUGUGUUUGUGACAAAGAUUUAAAAUCCAGAGGCAAGUCUCCUAACUCUAACUGUGAUAGACUUGUGUCUCCUGGGACCUCCAUCUUGGCCGGAGAAGGUCUAAAUGAGGAGGUUCUGCGACUUCAGGAGGAACUUGAUGUCCAUCAGGAUACCCUUGUCAAAGAAAGGGAACAAUGGGCAGAUGAAAAGAACAAAGUGAUUCGCUACCAAAAACAACUUCAGUUAAAUUACGUACAAAUGUUUCGUAAAAAUAAACUUCUUGAAGCAGAAGUGGAACAACUGACCCUGGAACUGGAGAGUAGAGACAUAAAACUCAUGUCGAUCAAUGGAGAGGAGUCUGUGUGCUAGGGGUCGUCGUUAAGUGCAAUAAGGAUUAUGGUGCUAACCUGUACUUAUUACCAAAACAGUUUUUGGAAAUCCUCAUCAGAUUUAUUAUAUGUGCAAGAAUUCCGAGUGAUUUGAAACAAGAUACCUGUGAACUUACAUAGCAAGUACAUGUAUAUGUAUACAAAAAUAAAAUAUAUAUAUACUUGUAUAUGGGUAUCAGAACUGAGGUUCAAAUUUCUUCAGAAUUAGAUACAGUUUUAAUAACGACUGAUUACAAAGUGGAACUUGUUCAUGUGUAGUUGAAAACUCUAUGAGGAAGAGAUUACUUCUUAAAUUUCAUAAUGAGUUUAGCAUAA